AUGGAAAGAAGAGAAAAUGUUGAGACAGAGUUUAUCAAAUGUGCUGAGCAUGCUAAAAUCUCUAAUAUGCAGAAAUCUCUCAGUAAGAAAGCAAAAGAGCUUUCUAUUUUAUGUGGAAUUGAGAUCGCAGUUAUUAUCUUUUCCAUUGGAGGUCAACCAUUUUUCUUUAGUAAGCCUGAUGUUGAAUCGGUCGUCCACCAAUUUUUGGAGUCCAAUCAACCAAGUGCAUCUUCGUCAAGCCGUUAUAUAAUGAAGAAAAGGAAGGUAGAAGAAAGUGAGAACAAAGGAAAAGUUACUGAAGAUCCACAAUUUGUGCUUGAAAUGAAUGAUGCUAGUUCUUCGACUUUGCCAUCUAAUUGGUUGAGUCUUUAA
Molecule: messenger RNA, 372 nt
Organism: Lycium ferocissimum
Lineage: Eukaryota; Viridiplantae; Streptophyta; Magnoliopsida; Solanales; Solanaceae
Product: agamous-like MADS-box protein AGL29
Exons: 2
Coding region: 1-372 (123 amino acids)
Biological process (GO): regulation of transcription by RNA polymerase II
Molecular function (GO): DNA-binding transcription factor activity, RNA polymerase II-specific; protein dimerization activity; RNA polymerase II cis-regulatory region sequence-specific DNA binding
Source: RefSeq, a predicted model, not a curated record